GCGAAUAUGCGCUUCUGGCGGCGAAGCAAACUGGCUUCAUGGCAUGAAACUUCUCUUCACGCAUCCCCACUCUUUCGGCCAUGGUUACUUCUGCAGCACUCGGGCGGCUGAGCACAUUCGUGCGCGAACCGCGUUAGAGUCGAGUCAGGUUUUGGCAGUUUAUUUUUGUUGCUUCACGCAGGUGUUUCGGUAAAGACGACGACGUGCGUUAGGCAGUGAGUGAUUCACGCAAAGCUGGAAGGUGUAAUAUGGGCAUAUUUCGCGAGUUUCCAACAGUCUUCAACCUUUAUAAAAAGUAUAGUUAGGCUUAUAUUGCCAAGGAAACUUCUGUCGAGGAGUUUCAAACAGGAACCUAUACAGCUACAUUGUGAUUUAUUCUUGCUUAGCACGUUCUGACCGAUACAGCAAGACGGUUCUCAAGCCAAAGAUAUCUAUCGUUACUACUACUCUGCUCCGAAAUUUUUCAAGGAACGAUAUCUGCAUCCUGUGCACCAGUCUUUUAUUCAACAGCCAGACGAGUAACAGACUCUAAACAAAGUCAUUGUGGAGCUUUUUUUUGUAUAAGUAUAUUUUGCAACAUCUUACCGAAAUGAAUAAGUCAAGUUUCAUUCAAGAAGGAGAUAGCGCUAAGAAAACUUCAACUUUAGUCAGGCGUGUGUCUGACAUGUUCAAAGAUGGAACUUACAGUGGGCCACCUUCUCUUUUCUCUCAGAAGAUUCGCCAUUGCUGCCAAAACUUAAAUCUUUUUCCAUUUUUGCUAUACUCAUUUGAAAACUCAAAGUCACAUCCACUGGCAAAGAAAGUCAACAUCUGCUUUGACUUAAUACUCAAGAAUUUUAUUGAACGACUGUUGAUCAUUUACACAAGUGCACGCCGUGCUGUUAUUAAUGGUCUUCAACAAAAAUCUGUAUUACUUUCCAAAAAAGAAACCAUUGAGCUAAGAAAAUCCGUUGAAGUGAGUGAACCUAGAGCUAAACUUUGCACGUUUAAGAAAGAGAAACCAAAGAAAACCCCAGCUCUACUUGCUGCUGCAAUUUACCUUACACCAUUGGUUCUUCUUUUCCAACUGAUUGGACUUUGUAGUCUACUCAUUUUUGGCAAGUACACACCUGGAUUCAUCUUCCUCAUUAGUUCUCUGGUUCUGCUUGCAUGUAUAUCAAUGAAGAUUAUGUUCCAUGAUACAAUUGCACAUCAAAGGAAAAAAGAAGAGAGGAGGAAAAAGAGUAAAGAAGAAUGAAUUAUUUAAUUUAAGUC
This is a messenger RNA of Phymastichus coffea, 1254 nucleotides long. RefSeq lists its product as uncharacterized. The coding region runs from base 590 to 1237 and encodes 215 amino acids. The transcript is spliced from 3 exons. The record is from RefSeq and is a predicted model, not a curated record. Lineage: Eukaryota; Metazoa; Arthropoda; Insecta; Hymenoptera; Eulophidae.